AUGGCGGCUUUGAAGCUUAAUCCCAUGAUCAGCAAAAUGGAAGAGUCCUACACAGUUGCUAUCUUCAGCAAGGUGUCGAAUAUGAAAAGCCGUGGCGAGAAAGUAAAUGGUGCUCUCUGUGUGGGACAGCCAGACUUUCCACCACCGCCCGAAGCUAUCAAAGCCACAGCAGAAGCUGCCGUCCAGGGCCUCACAAGCUACACUGCUGUGACAGGAACACUGGAGUUGCGACAGGCAAUCUCGGAGUAUCUUCAAAAGUACAAGCAGGUCACAUACUCCACAGAUGAAAUCCUGGUGGCUUGUGGAGGCAAACAAGUGAUCUACCAGGCCAUGAUGGCCCUUUGCCAAGAAGGAGAUGAGGUCAUAGUGCCGGCACCUUACUGGACCUCCUAUCCAGACAUUGUCAAGCUAUCGGGAGCAUCUCCAGUAAUUAUGGAGACACUGGCAUCAAGUGGCUAUGCAAUCGAUGCAACGAAACUGGCUGCAACAAUCACACCAAAAACACGUAUGCUAAUUGUGUGCAAUCCAUCAAAUCCAACAGGUUGCGCCAUGUCCAAGCAAGAGCUGGAAGCAAUUGCUGAAGUACUACGCAGACCUGAAAAUCAGCACGUUCUUGUUCUAUCGGACGAAAUCUACGAGCGCAUUUGCUACGAUGGCUUAGAACACGCAUCCUUUGCCACAUUGAAGGAUAUGUGGAGCCGAACGUUGACGAUCAACGGAUUUAGCAAAGCCUUUUCCAUGACAGGCUACAGAUUGGGCUACCUGGCUGCCCAAAAAGAUAUUGUCAAAGCAGUCUCAAAGCUGCAGUCCCAGAUAACAUCCUGUGCAUCUAGCAUCGGCCAGCAUGCUGGCAUUGCAGCGCUGAAGUGCGAUAUGAGCUACAUAGAUGCAAGAGUCGUAGAACUGCAAGAGAAGCGAGAUCUGGCAAUGAGCCUCCUUGCAAAGAUAUCCGACGUGCAAUGUCCAAAGCCAAGCGGUGCAUUCUAUUUGUUUCCCGACAUAUCCGCAUACUUUGGCCGAAGAACUCCAGAUGAAGAAACCAUUGAGGACGGUGUGCAGCUGUGCCUCUAUUUGCUGCAGAAGUAUCAGGUUGCCCUUGUGCCUGGCAUUGCUUUUGGCAAUCCAAAGUGUCUUCGCCUCUCGUAUGCCGCGACCAAGGAAAACAUCACGGAAACUCGGCAAGACACUGCACUGAAGAAGGCAUAUCUCAGAGGUUUUGGUAGUAGCAUGUUGUUGAUGCUACCCCGGAAGCAUCGGAAGCAACAGCCAUUGGCGCUGAGGACGACAACUUCGCCAGACGGAGCUGAAGAAGCAACCGCACUGCCUCGGCAAGAGGGGCCUGUCAAGGAGAACAAGCUGAACAUCGCUGGUUCUCGUGCCUAUGUUGCGACUGACGAAGCUAUGGAAGUCAUCAAGGACUGCAGAGAUGAAAAAGCAAUAGCCACUGCCAAUCUAUCACGUGCUGAGGUGCUUUCGCUCUUUGGAGAAACUCGCGAUUCUGUAUCAGCUGCCAGACGUGCUUGUGAUGGUUUUCGCCGAAGAGGUGACAAGCAGUCACUAGCAAUGGCAUUGAUGCUCUCAGCAAGAGGCUUUCUUGAGCUCGGGACGGCAGGUUUGGCUGAAAAGUCUGCAGAGGAGGCAGGAAGUGCAGGGAAGUGCCAUGGGGGAACUGGUAAAAUUGCAACAUGUUCAGUAGACUCAGACAAUAUGCGAACAUAUGUGAAACCUAGAUUUGACUUCCCAAACGUCUCGGUAGUCAAUCGUUUGUCGUGUGUGAGGCGUUGCACCUCUUCACCAGUAUCAGAGAUGAAGAGGGUGUGGUUUGCCCUCAGUUGA
This is a messenger RNA of Cladocopium goreaui, 1836 nucleotides long. Lineage: Eukaryota; Dinophyceae; Suessiales; Symbiodiniaceae. The record is from the annotation of a GenBank genome assembly.